Messenger RNA from Endocarpon pusillum Z07020, 1845 nucleotides. RefSeq lists its product as uncharacterized. The transcript is spliced from 3 exons. Gene Ontology annotation, cellular component: membrane. Gene Ontology annotation, biological process: phosphate ion transmembrane transport. The record is from RefSeq and is a predicted model, not a curated record. NCBI's taxonomy places the organism in Eukaryota, Fungi, Ascomycota, Eurotiomycetes, Verrucariales, Verrucariaceae. The coding region runs from base 1 to 1845 and encodes 614 amino acids.
AUGGUGCUCUCCGAGUACACCUACAUUUUCGCGAUAGGCACCUUCUUUGCCCUACUCGAAGCGUACAACAACGGCGCCAAUGACGUCGCUAACGCCUGGGCGACGAGCGUAUCGUCGCGGUCUGUCACGUAUCGACAAGCUAUGAUUCUCUGCCUGAUCUUCGAGAUGACCGGUGCCCUCGCCGUGGGCGCCAGAACCGCAUCAACGAUCAAGAAUGGCAUCAUACCCAUCUCAGCCUUCAACGACAACGCCGGAGUCCAGCUCCUUGCCUUCACCUGUGCAUCUGCCGGUGCAGCUAUCUGGGUCAUGUGGUGUACACGCCACAACGCCCACGUGUCCUCGACAUACUCUCUUGUUUCCUCAAUUGCUGGUGUCGGUGUCGCGACUGUCGGUGCGCGUGGCGUCCAAUGGGGCUGGAACGGUGGCCAGGGUCUGGGCGCUAUCUUCUCAGGUCUGGCUAUGGCUCCUGUCAUCUCAGGCUGCUUCGCUGCGACCAUCUUUCUGCUUGUCAAGUGGGUUGUCCAUCUCCGUACCAACCCGGUGCCUUGGGCUGUGUGGACGUCUCCCUGCUUCUUCCUGAUCGCUGGCACAAUCUGUUCCCUGUCGAUUGUCUACAAGGGAUCACCAAAUCUUGGUCUGUCCAACAAGCCGGCUUGGUUUAUUGCCAGUGUCUCGCUCGGUACUGGCUUCGGUCUCUUCGUCUUGGCCGCCAUUUUCUUCGUCCCCUAUGUCCAUGCCAAAGUCGUCAAGAAGGACUACACCCUCAAGUUGUACCAUAUCUACCAAGGACCUCUCCUCUUUAAACGCCCUGCCCCACCGGACGCGGACCGCGCCAAAGUCCCUAAUUAUGCUGUCUUACAGCAUGGUGGUGAGGACGAGAAGGAUGAUUCCUCAUCUGAACACAGUGUCACCAAAGUUCACACCGACCGGGAGAAAUCUGCCAUCAAGGGAGAUGACAUCGUCACUGCCGCCGUUCCAGCCAAGCCUCGGACUCUCGCUGAGGAGGAAGGCGCCGCAGCCCUAACCCCCCAUGAACAAUAUCAAUUACUUCUCAAGAAAGCUCUUGAGCGCCAUCACGCCGACCUCCGGAAGAAGCGGGGUCCUCUUGGUUGGGCCAUGCGUACCCUGCACGCUAACCCCAUGGGAGCCGGCUCCAUCCAUGAGCUGCACAAUCUGAAGGCUCUCUGCAUCCGCCUACCUGCGUACGUUGUCGUUGCCCUCCUCUACGGUCUGUACUACGACAUCCACAAGGCUCAAGUUGGUGUCCUGGGCACUCCGGAAGGUCGUCGCAUGGACGGCGUCUAUGCUCACGCAACCAAGUACCCCAAUGAGGUUGAAUAUUUGUACUCGUUUGUUCAGAUCAUCACCGCCUGCACUGCGUCCUUCGCCCAUGGUGCAAAUGAUGUCGGCAACGCUGUUGGUGUCUGGGCUGCCAUGUAUUCUGCGUGGUCUACUUCUACAGCCAUCGCUGCUAAGGCCCCGGUGCCCCUCUGGCAAAUUGCCGUUACUGCCUUGGCCAUUUGCAUUGGCUUUAUCACUUAUGGUUACAACAUCAUGAAAGUCAUGGGCAACAAGAUCACCUACCACUCUCCCUCCCGUGGCUCCUCCAUGGAGAUGGGUGCUGCUAUCACUAUCCUCGUCUUCUCUCAGUACAAGCUGCCUGUGUCGACCUCGAUGUGCAUCACCGGUGCUACUGUUGGCGUCGGUCUUUGCAACGGCACCCUCAAGGCUGUUAACUGGCACCGAGUUGGUCUCCUCUUCUUCUCUUGGCUUAUGACGAUUCCCAUUGCCGGUCUUAUUGGUGGUUGUUUGAUGGGUCUCACGCUCAACACUCCUUCCUUCUGA